This is a messenger RNA of Macrosteles quadrilineatus (aster leafhopper), 2153 nucleotides long. Its product is annotated as importin subunit alpha-3-like. Bases 201 to 1748 code for a protein of 515 amino acids. Gene Ontology annotation, molecular function: protein binding; nuclear import signal receptor activity. The record is from RefSeq and is a predicted model, not a curated record. NCBI's taxonomy places the organism in Eukaryota, Metazoa, Arthropoda, Insecta, Hemiptera, Cicadellidae. Gene Ontology annotation, biological process: NLS-bearing protein import into nucleus. The transcript has 12 exons. Gene Ontology annotation, cellular component: nucleoplasm; cytoplasm; nucleus.
UUGUUUUUUGGAAUAUCAGUAGAACGUGAUUCAAUGACAGUCUUCCUUCAUCAAAAGUAUUAAAAUUUAUUGAAUAUAUGGCAUUCGUGUGUAUUUCACCCUCGUAAAUUGAACGUAUACACCGCUAACGUUGCUAUUAUAAAUCAAAUAAUUUUGUUCCAACGCAAAUUAACUUGUUAAACUCAAAACUCACAUCAACGAUGGCGUCCGAUCCACACUCAAAACACAGGAUGCAAGUCUUCAAAAACAAAGGAAAAGAUCAAGAUGAAAUGAGAAGGAGAAGGAAUGAAGUGACAGUUGAACUGCGUAAAAACAAACGUGAAGAAACACUGCAGAAGCGGAGAAAUGUUCCUAUCACAGAUUCCACAGAUGAGGACGACAUUGACAGGAACCUGUCCAACAUCAAUUUGGAACAGCUGGUGAUGGAAGCAGCCUGUGAUAACCCAGAGAAACAACUCGUUGCCGUCCAGUCUGCUCGGAAACUGCUCUCCUCCGAUAGAAACCCCCCCAUUGACUCCCUCAUAGCCAGCGGAAUACUGCCUAUCUUAGUCAAAUGCCUUGAAAAUCACGAAAACCCCUCCUUGCAGUUUGAGGCGGCCUGGGCCUUGACAAACAUCGCAAGUGGCACGUCACUACAGACACAAGCCGUGGUGGGCGCAGGCGCUGUGCCACUGUUCUUGCAACUAUUGCAUUCCUCUCAUCAGACCGUGUGUGAGCAAGCCGUCUGGGCCCUAGGAAACAUAAUUGGUGACGGUCCGGCUCUGAGGGAUUAUGUCAUCAACCUGGGAGUGGUUCAGCCUCUGUUAAACUUCAUCAAGCCAGACAUCCCGAUAUCGUUCCUGCGCAACGUCACAUGGGUCAUAGUGAACUUGUGUCGCAACAAAGAUCCACCUCCAUCGGUACAAACCAUCAGUGAGAUCCUGCCCGCCCUGAACGUCUUGAUCCAUCACAACGACAUAAAUAUACUAGUAGACACAGUGUGGGCCCUCAGUUAUCUAACAGACGGAGGCAAUGAGCAGAUCCAGAUGGUCAUUGACAGUGAUGUGGUGGCUAACCUCAUUCCUCUCCUAUCUCACAAAGAAGUUAAGGUACAGACAGCUGCUCUGAGAGCGGUUGGCAACAUUGUCACAGGCACAGACGAGCAGACCCAGGUGGUUCUCAACUGUGACGCACUCUCACACUUCCCCGCCCUGCUCACCCAUCCCAAAGAGAAAAUCUGCAAGGAAGCUGUUUGGUUCCUAUCAAAUAUCACGGCAGGAAACCAAGCCCAAGUCCAAGCAGUCAUUGAUGCCGGCCUUUUACCCAAAAUCAUCAAGAAUUUGAGCAAGGGUGAGUUCCAGACACAGAAAGAAGCUGCGUGGGCCAUCAGCAACUUGACCAUCAGUGGCAACCGUGACCAGGUAGCUCGGUUGGUACAGGAAGGAGUGAUCCCACCCUUCUGUAAUCUGCUUAGCUGCAAGGACCCACAGGUUAUUCAAGUGGUGUUAGAUGGUAUCAACAACAUGCUCAAGAUGGCCGGACCACAGGUCGAGGCUCUGGCCAACAUGAUUGAGGAGUGUGGAGGAUUAGACAAGAUUGAACUUUUACAGAAUCAUGAAAAUGUAGACAUCUACAAGCUGGCUUAUGAUAUAAUUGAGCAGUACUUCUCUGAGUUGGAGGAAGACGUCAACCUUGCACCCCAGACAGGUGAAGGCGGUUUCCAGUUCGAUCCCAACACAAGUAUACCUAGUGAAGGUUUCAAGUUUUAAAUAACGCAACAGUCCUGUAAUGAUCGACAUAAUCGCUUUUGAAUUUUAAGCUACUUUUGUAAAUGACCCUACUCGAUAUUAGAAAGCGGUGUAUAUUUCUCGGCCAUAUUUUUUGUUAUUUGAAAUUGUUGUACAUGAACGAUUUAAGUCACAAUCCCAAGGGUGCAAAACUCAUACAUAAUUUCUCGAGUACUGUGAUUUGUCUUUGUAAUAAAUAUCAUCAUAUUGAUUUUAUCGGCAUAGACACAUGUGAAUAACCUGUUACCUCGACUGAGGUAUAACAAUAAAAUAGAUACUGAUAAAUUUAUUUAUACUUUUAUUUUAUGCACGGACCCUGUUUUUAUUUUGGGGAUUAUCAUCCUUUAUGAAACAUAAUGUAAUAAAGGUAUGUUUCAUUUAAUAUAA